CACACAUGGGCGGGGCUAAGCAAGUGACAGGCAGAAUCCAGAAAACUUUGUUAGCUACCUGCUAACUUUGCUCCAUCGUCUAUUUGGCAAUGUUACCAGCCUGACGCAGCGCACCAGCAACCCUAGAAAAAAUGGACUGCCAUGAAGAUGAUGGAGAAUUUUGCAGAUUAAGGAAUUUAGUGCUGAUGAACAGCAAAACUGAAAUCGGAUUACGAGUGCAGCGGUUUUUGGAGGAAAGGAUGCAGACCACCAUGCUCACAGGUGUGCUGAUUGGAGCUGCAGUCGCAGUCUCACUGAUUGGGAUUGUGGUGCUCUUCUUUUACCGGAGAUUCAAGCUCGCUCGUGCAAAACAGCCUGGUGUACCUCAGUAUCGCUUCAGGAAACGAGAUAAAGUGCUCUUCUAUGGAAGGAAGAUAAUGCGAAAGGUCCAGACGCUUUCCGCGGUUCCUUCUCCCACCUCUACCUCAGUAUCAAAGCAACCACAGCGCAUACGCAAAAGAACCAAAGUUCUAAGCAUAGCUCGCAAAAUCCUGAGGAUCCGCAAAGAUCCUCCCACCCUGCAGCCCAAGGAACCUCCUCCCUCCCUACUGGAGGCCGACCUAACAGAGUUCGAUGUGCAGAGUUCAAACCUGCCCUCCGAGGUCCUCUAUAUGCUAAAGAAUGUCAGGGUCUUGGGUCAUUUUGAGAAGCCCCUGUUCCUCGAGCUGUGUCGCCACAUGGUGUUCAUCGAGCUGCAGGAGGGUGAAUGUCUGUUCAGGCCAGGAGACGAUGACGAUAGCAUCUUCGUGGUGCAGGAUGGACGACUCGAGCUCUGCAUCCAGGAGAACGAUGGUACAGAACCAGUGGUGAAGGACGUGCUCCCAGGCGACAGUGUCCACAGCCUGCUCAGUAUUCUGGACAUCAUCACUGGUUAUCCGGCUCCAUAUAAGACUGUAUGUGCACGUGCUGCAACCCGCUCCACCAUCUUACGUUUACCUGCUUCAGCCUUUGAGUCUGUGUUUAAGAAAUACCCGGAGACACUCGUUCGCGUCAUUCAGAUAAUCAUGGUGCGCCUCCAAAGAGUCACCUUCUUGGCAUUACAUAACUAUCUGGGCCUAACAACUGAGCUCUUCAAUCCGGAGAGUCAGACGGUGCCCUUGUCCAAUGUAAACAGCGUGAUUGGAGAGGCGACUUCUGGGAAGACAACUCGUCGCUUGUACUUCCAGGACGAGUUACCUGCUGGGACCGCGGAGAGCCCCACAGAGACAGAUGGUGUAAAGGACAGUCCUUCACACAGGAAGCCGCGAUCCACCUCGAUGCCCACUGACUGCGCAGUUGCAGAUAAUGACCUGAACAGAGCUUGGGAACGAGCUCGAGUCACUAAAGAUGAAGCUCCACCAAGUCCUGUCACUCCCAAAUCCAGUCUGAAGAAGAGUGUGACGAUGCAGCCCACACCCUCUGAAGUGUUUCACUACACAGACAGUGGGGGGCACUCUGAUGCCAUCCAACUCAGUAAGAGCUGCACAAUCUUCCAGGCUGCUAAGAAGGACCUGCUGGGGAUCAUCCAGCUGCAGGACCCCGGUUUACUUGAGGGCAGAGUGACCCUUCAUCAAGUCAAAGCUGGUUCUGUGGUGGCUCGUCAGGGAGACCAGGAAGUGAGCAUCCAGUUUGUGAUUUCUGGCCUCCUCCAUGUUUACCAGCGGAUGAUUGACCGCGAAGAGGAGACGCGUCUGUUUGUGACGCACCCCGGAGAGCUCGUCGGUCAACUUGCUGUCCUGACCGGAGAGCCCCUCAUAUUCACUGUUCGAGCCCAGCGAGACUGCAGCUUCCUCUCCAUUUCCAAAACCCACUUCUAUGAAAUAAUGCGCGUGGAGCCAAAGGUAGUGCUGAACGUCGCUCACACAGUGGUGAGGAGGAUGUCGUCUUUCGUCAGACAGAUAGACUUUGCUCUCGACUGGAUGGCUGUGGAAGCUGGCCGGGCGGUCUACAGGCAGGGAGAGAAGUCGGACAGCACUUUCAUAGUGCUGAGUGGUCGACUGCGCUCUGUGAUCAUGAAGGAAGAUGGCAAGAAGGAGCUGAUAGGAGAGUACGGACGCGGAGACCUGAUUGGAGUGGUUGAGGCCCUGACGCAUCAGAACCGAGCCACCACGGUGCACGCUGUGCGAGACUCUGAGCUGGCCAAGUUACCAGAAGGAGCUCUCAGCUCCAUCAAGAGGAAGUACCCGCAAGUUGUCACCAGGUUGAUCCACUUACUGGGACAGAAGAUCCUCCAGCAGGUCAAUGGUCCUUUGACAGCUCGCAGUUUGGCCCUCCACACUCCUGGCAGUAAGUGGGAUGCAGGGAACCAAGCCUCCAACCUCUCCACUGUGACAGUCCUGCCUGUAUCAGAAGAAGUACCUCUCACCGCCUUCACCCUGGAGCUGCAGCAUGCACUCAUGGCAAUAGGUCCCACUCUUCUGCUGACCAGUGAUGUAAUCAAACAGCGACUUGGAGCUGCAGCACUAGACAGUGUCCACGAGUACCGUCUGUCCAGCUGGCUGGGCCAACAGGAAGACAUCCAUCGCAUAGUUCUUUACCAGACGGACUACACACUGACCCCGUGGACACAGCGGUGCAUCCGUCAGGCCGACUGCAUCAUUAUCGUGGGACUAGGAGAGCAGGACCCUGCAGUUGGCGAGCUGGAGCGUAUGUUGGAAGCAAGUGCUGUGCGCGCCCAAAAGCAGCUGGUGCUGUUGCACAGAGAAGACGGCCCCCCACCCAAAGGAACUGUGGACUGGCUCAACAUGAGGAGCUGGAUCUCCAGACACUUCCACCUCUUUUGUCCCCGAAGGGUCUUCUCUAAGAGGAGUCUGCCCAAACUGUUGGAGCUGUAUCAACGUGUGCUCUUGAAGCCAGCAGACCGUCACUCAGACUUCUCCCGCCUGGCUCGAGUCCUUACGGGCAAUGCUAUUGCUCUUAUCCUGGGAGGAGGAGGGGCCAGGGGCUGUUCCCAGGUGGGGAUAAUGCGAGCUCUCUGCGAAGCCGGCAUCCCAGUGGACCUCAUCGGUGGCACCUCUAUCGGGUCCCUGAUGGGGGCAAUAUAUGCUGAGGACCGUAGCUACAGCCGCAUGAGGAUGAGGGCCAAAGAAUGGGCAAUGGGAAUGACAUCGGUGUUUAAGAAGGUUCUGGACUUGACGUACCCAGUGACCUCCAUGUUCUCCGGCGCUGCCUUCAACUCAAGCAUCAGCAAUGUCUUCAAGAGCAAACAGAUUGAGGACCUUCGGCUCCCAUAUUUCAAUAUUACGACUGACAUCACUGCCUCUGCCAUGAGAGUGCACACUGAUGGUUCUCUGUGGCGGUAUGUUCGUGCCAGCAUGUCUCUGUCUGGGUAUCUGCCUCCUCUCUGCGACCCCAAAGAUGGACACCUGCUGAUGGAUGGAGGCUACAUCAACAACCUGCCAGCUGAUGUGGCGCGCUCCAUGGGGGCCAAAGUGGUGAUAGCUAUCGACGUGGGCAGCCGGGAUGAAACCAACCUCACUAAUUACGGCGACUCGCUCUCAGGCUGGUGGCUGCUAUGGAAACGCCUCAACCCCCUAGCUGAGAAAGUAAAGGUGUUAAACAUGGCAGAGAUUCAGACUCGGCUGGCCUACGUGUGCUGCGUCAGGCAGCUGGAGUCUGUGAAGAGCAGCGACUACUGCGAGUACAUCAGACCUCCGAUCGACAGAUACAGAACACUGGAGUUCGGCAAGUUUGAUGAGAUUGCUGAGGUGGGAUACCAGCACGGAAAGACUGUGUUCGACGUGUGGACGCGCAGUGGAGUGGUGGAGAAAAUGUUGAAAGACCGACACCAGGAGGAGUUCCACAACACCCAAAGCAAGAACAAUGUGCUGACUUGUCCCAAUGCUUCCUUUACUGACCUGGCAGAAAUUGUGUCCCGCAUUGAGCCCGUCAAACCUGCUCUGGUUGAUGAGGAGUCAGACUACCACACUGACUAUGACGAGGAGGCACUGGAGAGCGCUCUGUCUGACAUGGAGCUAUAUAAUCGCUAUGGAGAGCACACUGAAGGGGAGGAGACUGCUGACACGGAUGAAGAGCUUGAAGGAAGACGUGCGCGCCACAUUACCUCAUUCACCAGCAGCCAGUCUCCCACCGUGUCUGACAGUCCCUCAAACCAGGAAGUCCUGUCCAAAUAGUCCAUCAAGUGAAGAUCGCUCUCAUGAACUCUACCCGAUCAGGUCAUCACAAUUUAACCUGCCCGUCUUUCACCCUCCAGUCUGUCCCAUAAAACCUGUCCCUGAGACUGUCAGCACGACUGCCAUUACUGCGUUGCCCUCUGUAACCUGCCGUCGUUAGCUGUGUGGCUGACAUGACAAAUGGACGGCCCCUUUUAAAAAUAAUUAUUACAGGCAGCUAGUAGCGCAUUUACUCAGCUGCAAAUCCUAUGCAUUGCUACUAGACCAGAGCAGCUGCACGUCUCAUCGUUUCUCAUAUUGAGACAGUCGAGAGUAGUUUCUGUAGCUUUACAUGAAUUACACCAGUCCGGUCGGAUAGAAGGGAGAGGUCAGGACAUUUCCAUUCAAUAUUUAUUACAUGAACCCAGGUGGAAGCUAUGACUCUCGCUUGAUUGCACUUAGAGAAGUGGGGAAAAAAAAGUUAAUUCUUAGGUGAGCACCUUAAAUCUGUCUCUGUAGAUGGUUUUGAUAAGAUUUUCCCAGGUUUUUACAUAUUCAUUUGGGAUUUCUGCCACAUAGAGCUUUAAAAGUGUUGUAUUUCUGGCUAAUUUUGACCCUUUCUUUUCAAAUUUGGCUAAAAUUCUCUCCACAGUAAUUUGAUGAGCGGUCGCGUGAAGCUAUUACUUUAUUUUUAGGGGUCACAAGUCAAACAUAUUGGGAAACGCUGCUCUGAAUAAUCUGCAUGACACACUGUCAGCAGUUUUCAUUGGGACUGAUUCCACAGUGGAAAGUAGAUCCAGUUGUAUUUGAAGUGGCAGAAAUCUCAGAAACUUGGGCAAAGAACACCAAAAGUAUCUAGUACUUAUACACAUGUAGUACUUAUACAUGUAUCUAGUACUUAUACAUGUAUCUAGUACUUAUACAUGUAAGUAUCUCAGUGGCCACUUUAUCAGGUAUACCUGUACAAUACAACAGCUGCCAUAACAUCACAUUCACAAAGCUCAGUAACAUUGCUGGAAAUGUGUAAUUUUAAUAGUAAAAGUAGUUAAAGGUUGUGUUGUGCUGGACUACAUUAUACUGGGAGGCUUUACAUACAUGAUGGGGGAAGAACAUUAGAAGCACCUGAGUAUUAUAAUAAUAAUAUAAUAUGGUCCAGUCAUCACUUGCUAUGACCUCAAAGCUAAAACUGAAUUAAAACUCCUAAUACAAACAGACUUUAUUGCAUUAAAUUGUACACGUGUACCUGAUAAAGUGGCAUGCAGGUAUUUAAUUGUUGUGUUUAGAUCAAGAACUAUCCUUUUUAAUGUUUUGUUCACUCUCUAUAUAUCAACACAACUAAUUAAAAAAAACCCCGAAAGAGAUCAAGACAAGCAGCACACUCUGGGUUCAUGGCUGUCAGCACAGUUUUGUCACACCCGUGUGUGCCAGGGACAUGGAGGAAAGUAAUGAUUGCAAUCCACUUCAAAGCUCUAGUUCCCCCCCACCCAUCUGUUUCCUGGCUUGAAUCUAUCAGACACAGACUGAGCAGCAGACAGUGAGGAUCUGAUGGGUGAACUCUAAAAAUGUUGAACUCUGCACCGAGUUCUCCGCAGCAGCAGGACAGUUCUUCACAGGAACAAGUUGUUAGUUGGCUUGUCAAGAAAUGUUUUAGCUUAUUUCCCUCGGUGAUUUGGAUUACAUUUUUCUUUUGAAAACCAUUAAGAUGAAUCACUUGUUUUGCAUACAUAUUACUCAAAUAAGUAAAUUACUAAAUAUUUUCAUAUUUAAGCCAAUAAUGUAGAAGUUACAACAGCUGGACAAUCACUCCAGAAAUGCACAAAUGCUCUAACACAUCGUGAUAUAGCCUUGUUGAACAUUCCUCUCUGUAUGAAACUUUACCAUUUGUAUUGUUAACUUAACCUCAAUCACAACUAGGGCUGCAAGCAACUAACGAUUAUUUUCAUUAUUGAUUCGCGUGAUCCUUGAUUGUUUCAAUUAACGUUCAUCUUUUUGUCUAUAUAAUGUCAGAAAAUAGUGAGAAAUGGAUAUCAAAAUUGCUUAAAGCCCAAGGUGACGUCUUUUAAAUUAUUUUUGUCUGUUCAACCGUCCAAAGACAUUCAGUUUACUAAUAAGUCAUUCCAGGAAAAGCAACAAAGCCUCUCAUCUGAGAAACGGGAGCCAUCAAAUGUUGAUGAAUGGCUGAAACAAUUAAUCGAUUUAUUAAAGUUAGUUUCCCGUUUAUUGACUCCUUGUUUCAGCCCUAAUCGCCUUAUUACCAGAGCCAUAACAAUACUGCAUAACACACAUUUCUGUUUCUGAAAGAAUUAUGAUCAAAACAUAUACUGAGUGGGACAUUUGUUAAUUGUAAUAGUGAUUGUUCUGCAAUUUCUUGUUACUUAUCAGCCGACACGUACGGUUAAAAUAAAAAUAGUAAGACUCCAAUCAAUGCAACUUCUCAGGAUUUUAAUUUCUUCCCACUUGAUAUAGCACCCUGUGAGCCUCACCAUAUGAAGCUGCGAUCGCAGCUAAUACUGGUGCUACAGUGCAGUAAACACUGUGAUCAACACUAUGGGGAUCCCAUAUGGUGUUGGUUAAAUGGAGUCUGGACACAGAAUGUGUGAGAAAAGCAGAGAUAGGAAAAUGUUGUUUACCAAUGAGGUAAUGAUGUUUGCACUGGAGGUUGGUUUUUUUUUUUUUACUUUUGGGUAGUUUCCAAAAAUCGAGCACAAUGAAUUGAUGUUCUCUGGCAGAAUGAAUGUUUUGCUACUUUAUUAAAUGGGAUAUGGUAAUGGAUGAAGUACUUGUGUAAUGUUUGGAAAUGUGCCAUAAAGUUAAUGUUACAAAGCCUUACAUGACCCGUAAGGUAAGACAACCACUCGUGCCCUCAUUUAGCAUUAGUGUACAACGAUGAAUGUUUACCAGUAAGCCUGUACUGUAUAACAUCAAUUACUUUUCUAUAUUUAUGUUAUUUGAUGAGUAUACUUUUUCCUAAUCAAUUGUUACUAAUAAACCACUGUUUGCUGUUA
This is a messenger RNA of Cottoperca gobio, 7135 nucleotides long. It is a transcript of the gene pnpla7a, whose product is annotated as patatin-like phospholipase domain containing 7a. NCBI's taxonomy places the organism in Eukaryota, Metazoa, Chordata, Actinopteri, Perciformes, Bovichtidae. Gene Ontology annotation, cellular component: endoplasmic reticulum. The record is from RefSeq and is a predicted model, not a curated record. Gene Ontology annotation, biological process: lipid metabolic process. Gene Ontology annotation, molecular function: phosphatidylcholine lysophospholipase A1 activity.